Neoarius graeffei (lesser salmon catfish) is the source of this 2445-nucleotide messenger RNA. RefSeq names its product peripheral myelin protein 22b (gene pmp22b). Lineage: Eukaryota; Metazoa; Chordata; Actinopteri; Siluriformes; Ariidae. The transcript has 5 exons. The record is from RefSeq and is a predicted model, not a curated record. Bases 189 to 662 code for a protein of 157 amino acids. Gene Ontology annotation, cellular component: plasma membrane.
UGCGUUUCAAUCCGUUCCAGUCUGUCUGCCCUGCUGUCGGACUUGAGGAGUAACACUGUGACCUUUCUCUCUCCCUCCCUCUCCGUCUGUCUGUCUGCUGCCGCAGCUGCAUUUUAGCUCCUUUUCCUCGCUGCAUAAUCUCUCCUGGAAAUACUUUCACUCAGAUCCCUAAAUCCAGCCUUGGAAACAUGCUGAUCCUACUUUGUGGCAUCGUAUUCCUGCACAUCGCAGUUCUGGUACUGCUCUUCGUCUCCACUAUAGUCAGUGCCUGGACUGUAUCUUCUACCAGUAUUUCAGACCUGUGGGUAAACUGCUCCACAGUUGGUAAAGUGUACAGCUGCCAGACUGAGGAAACUGGAGUAUGGAUUCAAGCAGUGCAGGCUCUCAUGAUCCUGUCCAUCAUCUUCAGCUUCCUGUCACUGUUCCUAUUUUUCUGCCAGCUCUUCACGCUGCAGAAGGGUGGACGCUUCUUCCUUACUGGAGCCUUCCAAAUCUUUGCCUGUCUGUUCGUCAUGUGCGGUGCGAUCAUCUACACGGUGAUGAAUCAUAGAUGGGUUCCUGCGAGUGAAUCAUAUGGUUUUGCCUACAUCCUGGCCUGGGUGGCUUUUCCUCUGGCGCUCAUCAGCGGCUUAAUCUACGUCAUCUUGAGGAAACGGGAAUGAACAGGGCACCCCCUUGAGGCUUGGCCUCCAGACAUCAAGAGCAUCUAAAGCGCCUACUGCAUCUGCAGACAAGUUUAAACAGCCCAUAUCUUAUAAUACAAUAUAACUACGAUAUCAUACCAAAAAAAAAAUCACCACCAUGAAAAGACAUAACAACCAAUGCGGUCACUGUUUGAAGAUGUAUAUAGUAUCUAUGGUUUAAAACCUAUUUAUAACACUUUUUACAUAUAUGUACAUAGUAUUGUUGUGCGUGUUGACAAAGAGCUUUUGUUUUGUUUGUUUGUUUUUUUGCUAAUUAAGUGCCUAAAAUGUGCGUUUUUGUCAGAGGCAAGUGCAUUAUUAGCCAUAUUAUGUGUUUUUAUUUUUCUUACACUGCCAAAAACAGUUAUAUAUAUAUAAAAAAAAGUCCUCUAAAGUAUUUUAACCAAAGAGCAUGUAUUAAAAAAAUAGCAAUAGUGAGAUGAAACAGCUUUCGAAAAUUAGCGAUGUGGUAACAAUUACUGAAAACUUAUGCUAAGCUAGAUACAAAAGUUGACCUUUUUUUUUUUUUUUGCUUUUAAGAGGAUAUUAAUUUUUUUUAUUAUUUUUAUUCGACAAAAUGGUGCUAUGUAUUUACCAUUCCUAUAGCCAUUUUGAUUUUAUCUAGUCAGACAGACGCGAAUGCCUGCGAGUAGACGUGACAGCUCUGUAUACUUACUUCUGUACAUACAGUACUUACCAAAUAGACUCAUUUUAUAAUAAAUUGUGUUUGAAAUAACGCGAGACUUGAGUAUUAGCUAAGCAAAUGGCUUUGAAAGGCCACAGACGUAGAAAUUGUAGCGAUACUAUAACAGCUAAGAGGGCAUUAUAUUACCAAAUGCCAUCAGGAAGGUGUGAACUGCCCGGUAUGUGAGUGUGAGUGUAUCUGUGUUUUGUGUCUUCAGCUAGCUUAAAAAAAAGAAAAGAAAAGGAAAAAAAACAGCACUAGAGUUAAAACACCUAUUUACUCAAGCUAUUUGUGAUCUGAAGGGAAUCUUACCGGCAUUUUGCAUGGAUUUAAACACCAGACUUAGAUAUUUUCUGGUAGUGGAUGUUCCAGAAUUUUUGCAUUUGUUGCAAUGUUGUGCUGAUACUUGAAAUGUGACAUGCUGAUUAUGUCUGCUAUUGUGAAAAAAAAAAGGCAGAAAACAAAACAAAAAAAGUCUCCACCUUGAAUGCAGUGUUUUAUUGGACGUCAUGUGGUUCUUUACAAAUACAUCACUUGCAAACUCACGAUUUAUCUGUAUGCAACUCACACUGAGGACCAUGUAAGAAGAAGAAAAAAACUAUAGGAGGAUCCCUAUGCACUGAAACCAACAAUAAAUGGCCAUUAACGCAGUUUUGUUGUCAGAUCUCAUGGUUAUUAUGUGAUUGCAGUGUUCUGGUGCAUGUUUUAAACAACAAUUUAAUCAUCAUGACUAAAUUAUUAUGUCCACCUCAUAUUUUAGCAUCAUUUACCCAUGUUUGUUCAACUGUUCUCAGUUUUCUUACAUUAAACACUGAUUUUAUACGUUUCGUUACUACAGAAGAGAUGAUGAUGAUGAUGACAGUAUUAAAAGUUGUCAGCUUUGUUGCAUACUUGUCCAUUAUUAAUACUAAAUCUGGCCUAAAGGCAGGAGGAAACAGUUUCUGUGGCCAGAGGAGGAAGCCGGACCUCUUAUGAUGGCCAUUUUAUAGAAAAGCGCCUCCCUCUGUAACUCUAAGCAGCUGUUUGCAUGUUCACACGAUUGCUUGUGUAUUUAUUAAAAGCUAUUAAAGAAAUGUC